Messenger RNA from Lepus europaeus (European hare), 4816 nucleotides. It is a transcript of the gene DCUN1D5, whose product is annotated as defective in cullin neddylation 1 domain containing 5. Gene Ontology annotation, biological process: positive regulation of ubiquitin-protein transferase activity; protein neddylation. The record is from RefSeq and is a predicted model, not a curated record. Gene Ontology annotation, cellular component: ubiquitin ligase complex. Gene Ontology annotation, molecular function: ubiquitin conjugating enzyme binding; cullin family protein binding; ubiquitin-like protein binding. Lineage: Eukaryota; Metazoa; Chordata; Mammalia; Lagomorpha; Leporidae. The coding region runs from base 312 to 1025 and encodes 237 amino acids. The transcript is spliced from 8 exons.
CAUCCGGGUCAGGCUGAGCCGCUUGCUCCCUGUGACUGGCGGAGGUGCCGCGCUGUCCGCGUUAUUUCCUCUCGGCGAGACCGACCCGCAGUGGCCACCGGCGAGGAGCCACCCCUGUCCCAGGGAAGAAAAAAGAGCAGGAGACCUGGGAACGCACGGCCGCCGUGCGGGGCCGAGCCGCUCCAGGCUGACGACUCUGCUCCUCCGCUUGCUGCUGUAUUUGGGAACGAAGUGCCAGCGCUGAGGGGCAUCCAGCAGACAGCGACCCCCUUCCCCGGCUCCCCUGCCCACCCUGCCGGGGAGGGCGGAAGAUGCCGGUGAAGAAGAAGAGAAAAUCCUCUGGGGUGGCAGCGGCAAUAGCAGAAGACGGAGGCCUCAAAAAGUGUAAAAUCUCCAGCUAUUGCAGAUCCCAACCCCCUGCUAGACUAAUAAGUGGAGAGGAACAUUUUUCAAGCAAGAAGUGCCUGGCUUGGUUUUAUGAGUAUGCAGGUCCUGAUGAAGUUGUAGGGCCAGAAGGAAUGGAAAAAUUUUGUGAAGACAUUGGUGUUGAACCUGAAAAUAUUAUUAUGUUAGUUUUAGCGUGGAAAUUGGAGGCUGAAAGCAUGGGAUUUUUUACCAAGGAAGAAUGGUUAAAGGGAAUGACUUCAUUACAGUGUGACUGCACAGAAAAGUUACAGAACAAAUUUGACUUUUUGCGCUCACAGUUGAAUGAUAUUUCAUCAUUUAAGAAUAUCUACAGAUAUGCCUUUGAUUUUGCAAGGGAUAAAGAUCAGAGAAGCCUUGAUAUUGAUACUGCUAAAUCUAUGUUAGCUCUUCUGCUUGGAAGGACAUGGCCACUGUUUUCAGUAUUCUAUCAGUACCUGGAGCAAUCGAAGUAUCGUGUUAUGAACAAAGAUCAGUGGUACAACGUAUUAGAAUUCAGCAGAACAGUCCAUGCCGACCUUAGUAACUACGAUGAAGAUGGUGCUUGGCCCGUUCUUCUUGAUGAAUUUGUUGAGUGGCAAAAAGUCCGUCAAACAUCAUAGCAAGAACUAUUGUGAAGAAAAUGCAAACCUUUUGAUUCCCACGUGUAUACAAGCUAAUGAUGAGGGGAAAAAAUCCAAAGGGUGCAUUUUUAUUCAUAUGAAAGACUUCUCAUAGCCCUUUUUUUUUUUUUCCUUUUUUUUAAAGGAAGUUUUCUUGUUACAUGUGAUGGGCAUUGAGCCACGCUUCUGAGACUGAAUAUGGAAGUUUUUGUUUCAAGUUAUGUUUUUAACAUUUAUUUCAGAACAAUAAAGAUUCAGAUUUGUGACAAAGGCCUUAAAGUGAAGAUGUCCCUUGAGUGUCAGAGUGGUAUUUAUUUUUGUAAAUUUGAAUUGUUGAAUUUUUGAGGUUCUAACCAAACAUGAAUUUGUGAAAUUUUAAAGAUUUUAAGCAAUCUUAAUACUUGGCAAUGUUGUCUGUUAAUGGUAUGGCUCAUUAUAGUCAUCUCUGCACAGUUAGGAAGAGUAAUUACUGGCCUUGGCUUCUGAGACAAUGAUUUUCCGAUGCAGCUAUUAAAAGUGCUCCUACUUUCAGCUCUGGGUUUCUGUAAAAGCUACCAGGGUGUUAUGCAUAUAUCUUAUCUGAAGAGUUUAGGAUUAGAAAGUUAUUUUGUUUUCUAUCCACUAAGUAAUAUUUUAGAUAAGUAUAAAUGAGCAUUGCAUGUAUAAUCUUAAUGUAAAUUUUCAGUUUUUUCUGUCAUUUAAAAAUUUCCAUUUAUAUUUGAAAGAGCAAGGUUGUUACAUUAAUGGUCUCAACAUCAGACAUCCUUAUAAGGGAGUCAGGAUUAAUAUUUGAAGUUUCAUUAUUGUUAUUAGCAACAUAUUUAUGAUAAUUUUAACUGUCAUUUUAUGAUAUAAAGAGUUUCAUUGAGAAUGCUUUUGUUUGCCUGAAGUGAACUUUUGCUUGAUGUUGGAGACUUAAUUAAGGUAUAUUUGGGGAAAGAAGAUGAUAGAAUAAGGAACCAUGAGAGAACUCUAUAAGUGUGCAUAGCACAGUGGUGCCAUUUGUGUUGGUAGUGUUAUAGUUUGCUAUUUAUCACAGUUUACUGACUGUUGGCAAUAAAGUAUCUUGAGGAAAUGCAGGCUAAUUUCCAUGGAAGGCAUCUUUCAGGCUAACAACAGGCAUGUUUGUACAGUCCCUUUCAAGCUAUCUACAAUACCAAUGAUAGGAAGAUAAAAUUUGCAGUCCAAUCACAACCUCAAUAUCAUUCCUAGUUUCUUUGUAAGCAUAUAGAGAAGUAAAUAGAUUAUUUUUCCAUAAUGACAUUUCUCUUGGGAUUUAAGGAAAAAGUAGAGUUUUGAUGAUGAUCAUAAAUGUGAGUGUUUUCAGUAUUGUUUACUUAAGGAGGAUAGUGUUUUAAAGCUUUUUAUUUUUUACUGUUCCUUUCAUGUGCAGGCAGAAAAUGAUUGACGUUGUUUUGCUUGCCUUCUUGAUACGAUUACUUUGUACAGUUUUGUAAGGCAUUGAUAUAAUAGAGGGCAACAAAUUUUUUCCUAAAUGUCUAACAACUAAGAAUAAUUCUCCUGUAUUGUUGUUCUUAAGUAUUAGAAUCACUGAAAUACUAGAACUAAGCAUAGCAACAGUGUUAUGAUUUAGUAUCAUCAUGUCUUAACAGCAAAUUCAUUUUAAGUAAAAACAUUUAAAUUUUUAAGCCUUGAAUAAUUGACUCCUCUUUGCAAAGAAUAACUUGAAGAGUAUUCUUCAUUUUUGUUUAAUUCCAAAACAUGUUCGGUGAAAUCUUAUUUCACUGUAUAGCCUUAACUAAUGGUAAUGUCUUUGUCAUCUUUAUUAUUUGAGUAAAAUAAGGAACACAUUUACUUUGCUUACCUAUCCAAAGAUACGGUUAAGAGUUUGUAUUCUGAAAAUGAAGAUGAAAUUUUUUUUUUCCUGAAGGUCAGCAGGCUAAUCCUAACUUGGUCAUUUUAACUUUACUCUUACUGUAUAUAUUUCUCUUAUCUUAAAUAUAUGUUACAUUUACAUACUUUGGAGGCAAAUUUACUCUGCCUAAUUAGUCAAAGUACAGACUACGUCCCUUCUUUCCUUUCUUAAUUUAUAUUUAAACAGCAUUUAAUUUACUGGAAAAUAUGUAAUUAAGAUGUUAAGUGGUUAAGAUAUUAAGGAAAGAGGACAGCAUUAAGGAGCCUGCAAUAUAAAAAAGAAAUAUAAUUGCUGUGGCUCCUUUUUUGACUAGUUGGCUUUAAAGUGCCUUCCCAAGAAUUCUGUUGUAAAUUUUCAGAAUUAUUUCCUUUAUGAAAUGCUCAGUGGUGCUUUACAAUAUGGAGUCAACUUUUUUCUUACCAAAUAGUAUAGAUGUUACACUUUUGGAAGAAAGUAGAGUCAGGUACUGAUUCUCUGAUGUGAAGGGUGGAGAGUUUGCGCCCUAAGCCCCCACAUACACACACACACACACCCACAAAACCCCUUGGGGACAAUAAUUUUUGUUCUAUGAUAUCUAGGAAAUUGCCGGGGAUUCAGGUAACAAUGUGAUAACAAAAAAUAUAUAUAUGUGUGUUGAUCUGGAUCUGCACUACCAUGUUUGCCUCUUACUGCAUAAUAAUUUCUUGCUUUUAAAAUGCUGCUGAUAAAAUUCUUGACAUAAUACAUUUUGACAGUGAUGAUAUUUUUAGGUAUAGUGUGUAGGUUUUGUUGAUAUGGCUUUUACUCUAAAGUACCCUAGAUUGUUUCUUCAACUAGAAAUCUGUGGUCCUUCUAAGAUGGGAAUAUAAGUUUACCCUGAGUAUUUCAAAUGCCUUUUCAACUAGCAAACCAAAAAUUUAUCUUAACAAUAUUUGGAGUGCCAUCAGGUUGGGAGGAGUGAAAUGGGAGUAGACUUCUGAGGUAACUCUAGUGUUUAGGGCAUAAAAGAUAUGUGAAGUAGCUGUCUACAUUCAGAACAUGUGAAAUAUAGUACCAAUUAAACAUUUUACUUUGAACCAAGUAUUUCUUGAUGUAUCCUUUGUGCCUAACUGCUAAUGUGAAAUUAUGAAGGAAUUUGCUAAAAUUUAUUAUGUGUUGAGUUUAAGUAGCAAGUAGUAAGAAAGCUGACCUAAUUUGAUUUGUUUUCUUGAAUGUACUUAAAGCUGUUGUGGUAAUAAUUCAGAAUUUGAUAAAACUGUUCUGGCUUUCAAAACUCCAAUAGCCCAAAAGUUCUGUACUGUGCCUUCCAUGUGCUUCUCAAAUGUCUAUGAAAUGAAGUAAAUUGAGGGCACUCCAAUAUGUAAUUUAAAUGUAUUUCCUCGCUAGAAAAGGCCAAAAAACAAACCAAAAACCAACCAACCAACCAACCCAUCGAUCUUAAUCUUAUUGCUAAUGAGAAAUUCUCCCUUGAGGAAGUAUCUUGAGUGAUACUAGAAAUCAUCACAAGGGAAGAUUUCAAAGAAGGGAUUUUUCUCUUCAGGAAAAAUAGAAAUAACAGCAAAAUUUUAUUAAUUUCCUUAGGAAAGUCUAAUGUGAAAUGUUAAGUAUUUUGGAACUUUGGAAUAUGUGUUUUUAAUGAGUGCAGUUUUAGUCCUUAAAUACCUUUUCCAACCAAACAGAUUGCUUGAGACAAAGUCUCUGUGUUAGUAGACCUCCUUACUUUUAAAUAGUAUUGUGGUAACCCAAAAAACAGUGUAACUCGUAGAGUUUUACAGAUGGUUUAGAGAUGAAUUUCUCCCACACACCUUGGAUGAAUUGUCAUUCAUGUUUAAUUGUAGAGAUCUUUCUAUUGAACUUUUACUUCUCCUGAUUAUUUUUAUCUUUCAAAGCAUAAUUUAUUUACCUUUUCUCCAAACACCCAUCCUAAAUAAAAACA